Messenger RNA from Xylaria bambusicola, 1692 nucleotides. Its product is annotated as aminopeptidase-like protein. NCBI's taxonomy places the organism in Eukaryota, Fungi, Ascomycota, Sordariomycetes, Xylariales, Xylariaceae. The record is from RefSeq and is a predicted model, not a curated record. Gene Ontology annotation, biological process: proteolysis. Gene Ontology annotation, cellular component: fungal-type vacuole. The transcript has 3 exons. Bases 1 to 1692 code for a protein of 563 amino acids. Gene Ontology annotation, molecular function: metalloaminopeptidase activity; zinc ion binding.
AUGGUCCGUCACACCCCCGAGUUUCUGCGACAGCGCAGCUCCAAUAUGUCUCUACGAAUGGCCGCUUCCUCGCCAUUGGCCACCUCACGGCUGUCCAGCUUCGCGAACCCGGCCGAAUUCGAAGUGAAACCGACCAUGACUGAGGCCGAGAAGGCUAUAAUCGUUGGCGAGUUGAAGACCCGCCGCGAUGUCAAGCUCUGCGAUUCAUGCUAUCGAGACCUCCCCGACUCCUGUGCCGAUUUGCUUUCACUGGAGCUAACCAACGACCGAAACUCAUGCUCUACUUGUGCUAUUAAGGACACAAAGCCCGAAGCAUUCACCGAGCCCUUCUGUACCUUCUUGAGAGAGAACCCGACAAUAUUUCAUACAGUGGAUUACCUCAAGACGAAGAUGAUAUCGCUUGGUUACAAGGAGCUCCCCCCUCGUGAAGAUUGGACCGGGAAGAUCGAAGCUGGCGGCAAAUACUUUUCCACUCGAAAUGGUAGCUCGACCAUCGCUUUCACCGUUGGCAAAGCUUAUAAGCCUGGGAAUGGGGUCGCCAUAAUCGCUGGCCACAUUGAUGCGCUGACGGCCAAAGUCAAACCCGUGAGUAAAAAGGCCACCACAGCUGGCUAUGUCCAGCUAGGAGUAGCACAAUAUGCGGGUGGUCUGAACGAGACGUGGUGGGACAGAGAUCUCAGCAUUGGAGGCCGAGUCAUCGUCCGAGACGAGUCAGGCAAGACAACAAGCAAAUUGGUCAAGCUGGACUGGCCAAUUGCUCGAAUACCAACCUUGGCUCCUCACUUUGGAGUUGGGAUGAUGGGCCAGAAUAACAAGGAAACUGAGGCAGUACCCAUUAUUGGGCUUGACGAUCCGAGUUCCAGCGCGGCCGAGCCUCUAGGGUCUGUUGGAUCGUUUGCCUCUACUCAGCCACCGAAGCUUGUACGACUAAUUUCAAACGAGCUUGGCAUCAAGGAUUACUCGCAGAUUGUCAACUGGGAGUUGGAGCUUUUCGAUUUACAGCCUGCCACCGUGGGCGGAAUGGACAAGGAAUUCAUCUUUGCCGGCCGCAUCGACGACAAGCUUUGCAGUUGGGCAGCCUUCCAUGGUCUGUUGGCGUCGGAUCAGAAAGAUGAUGAUGGAACGAUUAAGAUGGUUGCCCUCUUUGACGACGAGGAGAUUGGUUCCCUCCUCCGCCAAGGUGCCAAGGGCAACUUUCUGCCUUCGGUAAUCGAGCGCACGGUGGAAUCAUUGUGUCGCCAGGAAAAGACGUUCGGUCCCGGCGUUAUCGGCCAAACUUACGCCAAUUCAUUCCUCGUGUCGGCGGAUGUGACGCACGCCGUCAAUCCCAACUUUUUGUCUCGCUAUCUCCAAGACCACGCGCCGCGUCUGAACGUCGGAAUCUGCAUAUGCGCAGAUAGCAAUGGACACAUGACGACGGACUCGGUAUCUACGGCUAUUCUGACGCGAGUUUGUGAGUUGGGCGGUUGCACACCUCAGGUGUUCCAGAUCCGGAACGAUUCGAGAAGUGGCGGAACCGUUGGUCCAAGCAUAAGCUCUGCGCUAGGCGUCCGUGCUGCCGACGCAGGCAUGCCGCAGCUGUCUAUGCACUCCAUCCGGGCCACUUGCGGAUCAUUAGACCCCGGCCUAGGUGUGAAGUUUUUCAAGGCAUUCCUAGACAAGUGGGAGCAGGUUGAUGCCGAAUGGCAAUAG